Melospiza georgiana is the source of this 3768-nucleotide messenger RNA. It is a transcript of the gene RAB6A, whose product is annotated as RAB6A, member RAS oncogene family. The coding region runs from base 212 to 838 and encodes 208 amino acids. NCBI's taxonomy places the organism in Eukaryota, Metazoa, Chordata, Aves, Passeriformes, Passerellidae. The record is from RefSeq and is a predicted model, not a curated record. The transcript is spliced from 8 exons. Gene Ontology annotation, molecular function: GTPase activity; GTP binding.
GCUCCGGGAGCGCGGGGGGGCGAGCGGCGGCACCGACACCGGCACCGACACCGAUCACCGGCACCUCACCGGGGCUCGCAGCCUCCGCCGGGCAGGAGCAGGACGAGGAGAAGCGGCAGGAGGAGGCGGAGGCGGAGAGAAGCGGUCGCGGUCGCGGGUGCCGCCGCGGGGAGCGGAGCGAGCGCGGGGCGGCGGCGGCGGCUCCUCCAUCAUGUCGUCGGGCGGGGACUUCGGGAACCCGCUGCGGAAAUUCAAGCUGGUGUUCCUGGGCGAGCAGAGCGUGGGGAAGACUUCCUUGAUCACCAGGUUCAUGUAUGACAGCUUUGACAACACCUACCAGGCAACAAUUGGCAUUGACUUCUUAUCGAAAACCAUGUACUUGGAGGAUCGAACAAUCAGGUUGCAGCUGUGGGAUACUGCGGGUCAGGAACGUUUCCGUAGCCUCAUUCCCAGUUACAUCCGUGACUCUGCUGCUGCUGUAGUAGUGUACGAUAUCACAAAUGUAAACUCCUUCCAGCAAACCACAAAGUGGAUCGACGACGUGAGAACGGAACGGGGCAGCGAUGUCAUCAUCAUGCUGGUGGGGAAUAAAACAGAUCUAGCAGAUAAGAGACAAGUGUCCAUUGAGGAAGGAGAAAGGAAAGCCAAAGAGUUGAAUGUAAUGUUCAUUGAAACUAGUGCAAAAGCAGGAUACAAUGUAAAACAGCUUUUCCGACGUGUGGCAGCUGCCUUGCCCGGGAUGGAAAGCACACAAGACAAAAGUAGAGAAGACAUGAUUGACAUAAAACUGGAAAAGCCUCAAGAGCAGCCUGUCAGUGAAGGAGGCUGUUCCUGCUAAUACCAUGUGGCUUCCACCUUUCUCCAGAACAUCACUGCUUUCCCUCCCUGUCCUCUUCAUUGACUGCAGUGUGAAUAUUGGCUUGAACCUUCCCCUUUCCGUAAUAACGUAUCGCAGUUCAUCAUCGCUGGCUGUCUCGUGGAGAUGAUCUUUAGCUUCACAAGCACACCCCACACACACACCAAAAAAAUGUCAGUGUCUUCAUUAUUUAUAAGAAAAGAAAAAAAAAAAGCCAAAAUAUUCCACCGUAUUCUAGGUAUAACUUUAAAAAAAAACAAAAGCAAAAAAAAAAAAAAAAAAAGAAGAAGAAGAAAAUCCAAACAAAAAAAUAGGUACAAUUUCUUAAUAUUUGUUCCUUUUUUAAUAUGUUAUGAUAUUGCACUUUGAAAUGAUGGCAACUGAGUAAGUUUGGAAUUGGACCUAGAUGAGAUGUAUGUGCAGAAGAAGGCUUGCAAAUCUGACCCAUUGGAAUUUCUCUCAGAAACUGGGAAUGUGUAGACAGCAGGCGCAAUCACGGGGGGAGGCAGCAGAUGCCGAGGGUUGAAGGCUUAUAAUAAUUAAACACAAAUUAACCCCAAGCUCUUAAUUGCAAGUCUGCCUGGUGUCCAGAGCCAGCCUGGCCUUAGCAGGGGUUGGACACUGCUGGCUCUGGAGCUGGGAAUUGUCGCCGAGGCAGCGGGGACACGUUUCCAAGGAAGCAUUACUGGGAAUACGGACGGGCUCUUUGGGAUGAGUGGCUUCUGGAGGAUUUGGGGGGGAAGGAAAGGGUGGAUGUGCAUUAGCAAAACACUUGCAGGAAACAGGGAAAUAAUGUUUCGAGUGCAAAAUGAGUUUUCAGAGCAUUUUUUUUUUUUUAGUCCUUUUUAAGUAGAACACCAAUGAAGUGAAUUAUUACUGCCCAAGAGAUGGGAACAUAACAGUUCAGCUGUUUGGAAGAGAAAGCAUUUUGCUUCUUUGCUUUUUUAGGGGAAGUAUUGAAAUCAGGACUGGCACUAAAACCUGCCAGAGCCGACUGAAACCUUGGAAAUUUGGGAGAAAGAGGGAAGAGCAGCUGGCUGCCCCAGCAGAGGGGGAAUGGCACCCGCUCUUCCAGAGCGUGGCCAUAGGUCCGUGGGGAAGGGGUGUUUACUUUGAGCCUGCAGAAUCCUAGUUGAGGCAUCUUAGAUGGAAAGGGAGGGACUUGAGUAGGAUGGAAACCAACUCCUGAUUAUGCAGAUUUAUGCCUUUAUUUUUUAGCUCUUUUCUUUUUUUUAUUAUGUUCAGUCUUCCAAGUUGGUUUAGUUGGGUUCUCUAGAGCUGUAUAGUUUGGUGAAAUAGUUAGUAAUUUAGUUUUCUAUGGAAUUAGGCUCACAAUUAACCCUUUUUAUUUUCUUUGGUAUUUAUUUCUCGGCUUUAAUUUUUUUUUUACUCUUUCCAAUGCUGAUUUUGUUGUUUUUCCUUUGGCUGAGGAAUCUGUGUAGAGCUUUGCUGAUGUUGCGAGAUGUAGCUACCCGAGAAACACGGAAUGAAACACACUAGAAGUGCACCCUUUUAAUCUUUACUAGUCAUUGUGAAGUUGCUGUGUAAGUUAAUAAACACAAUUGUAAAUACAUUGUUUGCUGGGCGACUCUGGCCGAGUUACAGUGCAGGAAGGAAUUCUCGAGUCUGUGUUGCGAUUGUGGAUUAAAUGGACAAUUGCAAGGGAAUAUUCAGGCUCCUCCUUGGUUCUCUUCUGCCCCUCUCUCUACCAUCUAAAAUAACCACCUGGGGGAGAGGAAGGGAAUCGUCCUCACCACCACUUUCCCCAGGAAGCGGGCAUAAAAGAGUUGGAGUUGUUCAUUCCUGAGGUGAAUGCCAGGCUCAUGCCCUGCCCUGGGUUUCUAGCAACUCUGCACAACAAUAACUUAAAGGCAGAACGAGAUGUAAAAGUGCUUUUCUAAUGCAAUAUUAAAGGCGAAUUUUUUUGACGUGGCAUGUCUUGAAAUAAACAUCAAUGAUAUGUGACAAAGGAUCAUUCUUUAUUUAAAAGAAACUCUCUGGGGGAAGGAAACCUGGCUGCUUUUCCUUUGUUGUACCGUUCUUAACCGUGCUGAAAUGCUUCAUCCUGCUGCUUCUUCCUUUGCUUUGGUUUGCUUUUUUCUCCUUUGGUUCUCCGUGCAGCUUCUGUUGGUCCUCAUUUGGCUGUUGCCCACGAGCACAUUCUUUUUUUUUUCCUUGCUUCUGAUAGCCCCCUCUGCUUCCCACAGUCCCAAGCUUUAAGCCCUGGAUUUAAGGAGCUGGCUUAGCCCAUUGGGGCUGUGAUGGACCAGCAGCCUGGACGCUUUUCCUGGGAGACCUGAGAGCAGGUUUGUGCAGAACUCGCUGGAAACAAAGGUGUGGAGAGCAGCAUUGCCACAGCUCCGUGUUCAGCACGGCCAGGGGGCUGCAGGAGCACGGCCAGGUACGUUCAGUGCACGUCCUUGCUGGUACCUGUGCUGCCUAACAGGGCUCACCCCAGCUCUCCAGAGCAAGCACACUGCCAAGGUGAGCACAGCAGCAGCAUGGCCUUUAGAUUCAUUGUUUGGUUUGGGUUUUUUUGCACCAUCCGUCUGUCAGGUUUUAGGUUUUGGUUUUCUUUCACUCUGUGGGUGUGGCCAGCGGAGCCAUGGGAACAGAUGUUCUUAAUGCUGAUUUUUGUGCCAUUUUCUGAGCGAAGGUCUCGGCUCUGUUUCUUUUCUCCUCCCUGCUCUGGCUUGCUCGUUGUACAGUCCAUCAUGCAGCUAUUCCAUGCCUCACGUUUUGUCUUGGUAAAAGUAGUUGAAGAAAUUGUGUAAGGGGGGAAAAAAAAAGGUUGCUUUUCUUCAUGUUGGAAUGUCACUGGUACCUCAGCUCUGUUUGAUAAUAUGAACCAACAACGACAAGAGAACAAAUCCUUAGUGCUUGAACUAAAUAAAUACCUGUCUCAUUGGAAA